Molecule: messenger RNA, 1428 nt
Organism: Manis pentadactyla (Chinese pangolin)
Lineage: Eukaryota; Metazoa; Chordata; Mammalia; Pholidota; Manidae
Gene: MRPL45
Product: mitochondrial ribosomal protein L45
Exons: 8
Coding region: 87-1016 (309 amino acids)
Cellular component (GO): mitochondrion
Source: RefSeq, a predicted model, not a curated record
GCGGCUAGCUCCACCCUUUGCGCCUUCUAUCCUGAACUAAGCUCUUGAAGCGUAAUUUCCAUCCCAGAGGCCUUUGCGUGAACAAAAUGGCAGCCCCUGUGUCGCGGGGGUUGUCUUGCUUUCCCAGGACGGUGGGUUGGUGGUCUCGUCAGCCAGUCCUUGCGACUCACCCCACAGCCAUAGUUCCAGUGAGAACUAAGAAACGUUUCACUCCUCCUGCUUAUGAACCCAAAUACAGAUCACAAAAGGAGUUUAUAGAAUUUACCCGGAAAGCAGGACUAGUUAUUCCUCCGGAACAUUUGGAGCGUCCCAUACAUCUGGCUUGUACAGCUAAUAUCUUUGACACCUAUAUUCCUCCAGAGGGUGAUGCUCGUGUAUCAUCUCUUUCAAAGGAAGGACUGGCACAGAAAACUGAGCGGUUGAAGAAAAAUGUGGCAUCACAAUUGUCAAUCCGUAAGAUAAGAGAAUAUGAUGCAAAUUUUAAAAUAAGAGACUUCCCUGAAAAAGCGAAGGAUAUCUUCAUUGAAGCUCACCUUUGUCUAAACAACUCAGAUCAUGACCGACUUCAUACCUUGGUAACUGAAAACUGUUUUCCGGACAUGGUCUGGGACAUCAAAUACAAGACCGUCCGCUGGAGCUUCAUAGAAUCUUUAGAGCCAUCACAGGUGGCUCAGGUUCGCUGUUCAAGCCUGUUGAGCCAGGGCAACAUAUAUGGCCAGGUCACCGUCCGCAUGCACACUCGGCAGACUCUGGCUAUCUAUGACCGGUUUGGCCGGUUGAUGUAUGGACAGGAGGAUGUGCCCAGGGAUGUGCUGGAGUAUAUUGUGUUUGAAAAGCACUUGACAAACCCCUAUGGGAGUUGGAGAAUGCAUGCCAAGAUCGUCCCACCGUGGGCACCCCCUAAGCAGCCCAUCCUUAAGACGGUGAUGAUCCCUGGCCCCCAGCUGAAACCCUGGGAAGACUAUGAAGAACCACAAGGGUCACAGGGAGAGGCCCUUAAGCCUCAGCUAGCCUGAUUGCAAAAAUACCUCCUGGGGUGAAGCAGGGGUGAUGAGGUGACUGGAAGCUUGGCUGUGAAGUUUGGGAGUCUGGGAGCUAUGUGGUCAUCCAUCUCCAUCAGGCUGUAGAAAGAACCUACUUGGUUGUCUUCUGUCCUGCUUGGGUCUUUUCAGCAGUCUCACCCUCGACAACCACGGCUGAUGGCUGGGCCCCAGUGGGUGGCUGGCACGCACAGCCAUGGACCCACUUUUUUUACUUCUUUUAUAAUUAUAUACCUAGCUUCUAAAUCUAGAUAAAAGUGUGUUUCAGAGACUACCUAAUACCCAUUUUUCUUGCAGUAGGGACUGUCAGGAGCAAACUGGCAGAAUUUUAUAAUCACAAAAUAGGGAUUAGAGUUUGAAAUAAAACACCAUCAGACUGUUGGACAAA